Molecule: messenger RNA, 609 nt
Organism: Lolium rigidum
Lineage: Eukaryota; Viridiplantae; Streptophyta; Magnoliopsida; Poales; Poaceae
Product: B-box zinc finger protein 32-like
Exons: 1
Coding region: 1-609 (202 amino acids)
Molecular function (GO): zinc ion binding
Source: RefSeq, a predicted model, not a curated record
AUGGAAGCUGCCGUCGAUGGGAUGCGCUGCACGCUGUGCGGCGCGGUGGCGGACGUGCACUGCGCCGCCGACGCGGCGUUCCUCUGCGCGCCCUGCGACGCCGAGGUGCACGGCGCCAACUUCCUCGCCUCGCGCCACCGCCGCACGCGCGUCUCCGCGCCUAACAAGGGCCGCCACGACGACGACGAAGAUAACGUGUCCGCGACGUCGUCGACCUCCUGCCUGUCCACGGCCGACUCCGCGACGACGGCGGCGCGACAGCAGCAGAGGCGGAGGAGGACGCGCCGCGGGCGCGGCGAGGCGGUGCUCGCAGGGUGGGCCAAGGAGAUGGGCCUCGUCGCGCCAGGUGCGGCGCGCCGUGUCGCAGCGGCGGCCGCGCGCGCGCUCCAGGACGUGGCCGCGGCGCCACGCAUGCCGCUGCGCGUCGCCAUGGCCGCGGUGCUGUGGCGGGAGGUGGCGGCGCAUGGCUCCCACGAGGCCACCGGCGACGCGCUCCGGCGGCUGGAGGCGUGCGCGCACGUGCCAGCAAGGCUUGUCCACGCGGUGGCGUCGUCGGUGGGGCGAGCGGCCGCCCUGGACACCAAGGAGGGCUGGGGCGAGUGCGCGUGA